CGCUAAAUUACUAAACUUGUGAAUAUCAGUAACAGUAAAAUGUCUAACAAACUAGUGGUUGGUUUAUUUCUGUGUUAUAUUCUCAACAUAAUCGAAAUUUUUGCAAAUCCUAUUGAUAUACCAAAUCCAAAUCUAUCCAUUUUGCCAAAUCAACUUUUUAAUAACAGCUAUCUACUGGCAUAUCAGGGUUUCGAGUUGAAGGAAAAUCAAAAUCCUACUGAAGCAAGAGAGAAACGGUUUUUGGAUGACUUGUAUUAUAUCAUGUAUUAUUUGUACGAUGAUGAUGAUGACGACGAUGAGAAUGAUGAUUCGAGCAGUGAAGAGGAUAGUAAUGAUGAUAAAGUUGGAAAGGGGAAAUAUGAUCUCUGUCACAAUUGCACCGUUAACUAUAAUAAAAUUAAUCAAGUGCAACAUAUUCAUCAGCAUGGCGCACCGCCAUCAAAUUCAACUAUAUCAAAUGCAAAUAAUAAAAUAGAAAUCAAGGAACCCUCAAUACCCAGCAUUACAGAACAAAAUUUGCAACCACCUAUCAAAAAACCAGAGGAGACUAUUGAAACUACAGCAGCAGCAAUUCCUGAAAAUACAGCAACAAAUCCUACAAAUACAGCAGUUGUACCAGUAGUAACUGAAAAAACAGACGAAUCUGCUGUUAAAGCUACAACUAUAAAAACAGCAGUUGUACCUACAGUAACUGAAAAAACAGAUGAAUCUGCUGUUAAAGCGACAACUAUAAAAACGGAGGCGGAGACAGUAAAAGCCGAGGCUCCGGCCACUGUUGAGGAAUAAUUUCUACAUAUUUUUUUUUACAAAUUUUGUCUUUUAAUUAAAACUUGCUUUUUAGAAAUUUACAAUAAGUACACACAGAAAACAGAUUCGUGAUAGCAACCGAAUUUGUUUCCAAUCGAAUGAUUCGGUUGUACACAUAGAAUUUUUCGGUUCUAUCAACAGAAAGUCAGUUGAUAAAGAAGAAUUUCGGUUGAAGAAACCAAUCUUUUGUUACUCCUUCUAAAAUUUUGUAGCCACAACUGUAAAAUUCGGUCACUAAGGCAGAAUCAUUCGAUUGGCAACAAAUUCGGUUGCUAUCACGAAUCUGUUUUCUAUGUGUAUUUACUUAAAAUGAAUUAAUGAUGUUAUUCUUAAAUAAGAUUAAGUAUCUAGUUCCAACAGUGUUGUUAUGAUCCCUAUAAAUAGUCCUAACACUUUUUAUCAAAGGGUCAUG
Calliphora vicina (urban bluebottle blowfly) is the source of this 1219-nucleotide messenger RNA. RefSeq lists its product as uncharacterized. The record is from RefSeq and is a predicted model, not a curated record. NCBI's taxonomy places the organism in Eukaryota, Metazoa, Arthropoda, Insecta, Diptera, Calliphoridae. The transcript has 3 exons. The coding region runs from base 40 to 786 and encodes 248 amino acids.